AUGUUUAGUCUUAAAAGUAUAUUUCUCCUCUUCAUCUUCAUCUACUCAUACCAUCGGGCAGACCCAAACCAGUUCCUCCUCGAGACAAACGACUCGAACCCGAUUUUUCUCCUCCCUACCUCGACUCCUAUCAUCUUCAUCAUGGCGCCUCCGUCCACGGAGGUCCAUGACAUCUACUACCACCUUCCGGGAUAUCAGAGAUCCCGCGAUUUGAUCAAGGCAUAUCUAAAGUCCAAAUUUUGGGACUUGGUCAAUACGCCAGAAUUUCUCCAGGCUCUCUCAAUCCAGCCUGCUGCGGAGUUCCGAGUCCAUGCACUUGCCAAGUUUUCAGAGCGCGACUUUCCGACUGUUGUGACACUGUGGUAUGUUUCUCGGCUAAUGAAAUCGGCACCAGACAUGUUUCAUCGAUCGAAGAUGGCGAAUGCACCGGUCGAAAUUAACACCACGCAGUUCAUGCAGUUUGUCUUCUACAUGAAGACAGACCUUCACAAGUUGAAUCCACAAAUAUCUCGCGCCCCUGUCCCCCGCAGGGCCGUGCGGCGAAGGAAACUCUGA
Penicillium cataractarum is the source of this 555-nucleotide messenger RNA. RefSeq lists its product as uncharacterized. The coding region runs from base 1 to 555 and encodes 184 amino acids. The record is from RefSeq and is a predicted model, not a curated record. The transcript has 4 exons. Lineage: Eukaryota; Fungi; Ascomycota; Eurotiomycetes; Eurotiales; Aspergillaceae.